GUUUUUCAUCUCUGCCACGCAGGCACAUUUCUCAUCAGCCAAUGAGAAGCCAGGUGAGGCGGGUGUAAGGGUGAAGGAAUAUCAUUAGACUGUACACGCGUACCUCAGAGAAGAUGGAUUUCCAACAGCAUGGAUACCGAGCAACAAAGCCCAGAGCCAGAGCAUCUCCGCCCAUCGGGGGUCCACUUCUUUUUGAUGACACCAGUUCGGGGCCCCCACCCAUGAACAACCAGAACUACUAUAGUUCGGGAUAUGAUAUGGCUGAUGCAUCGGCAGGAGGUCAAGAUCCUGGAGCGGGCAGCCUCUUUGCUGAUCCAGUGGCCAGUGCUGCCAUGAUGUAUGGCUCAUCACUUGCCAAUCAAGGCAAGGAUAUUGUGAACAAAGAGAUCAACCGAUUCAUGUCAGUAAACAAGCUGAAGUAUUUCUUUGCAGUUGAUACCAAAUAUGUUAUGAAGAAACUGUUGCUUCUCAUGUUCCCAUACACACAUCAGGACUGGGAAGUACGUUACCACAGAGACACUCCUCUCAUACCACGCCAUGAUGUCAAUGCUCCAGAUCUCUACAUACCCACAAUGGCUUUCAUCACCUACAUUUUACUGGCUGGUGUGGCUUUAGGAAUCCAGAAACGGUUCAGUCCAGAGGUUCUGGGUUUGUGUGCAAGCACAGCUCUGGUUUGGAUCCUCAUUGAAGUUCUUGUCAUGUUGCUCAGUCUUUACUUGCUCACAGUUCACACAGACCUCUCAACAUUUGACCUUGUUGCUUACAGUGGAUACAAAUAUGUGGGGAUGAUUUUCACAGUGUUGUGUGGACUGGUCUUUGGCACUGAUGGUUACUUCGUUGCUCUUGCUUGGUCUUCUUGUGCCCUCAUGUUUUUUAUUGUUCGUUCUCUAAAAAUGAAGAUCCUGUCUUCAUUCUCAGCAGACUCCAUGGGUGUAAGAGCAAGUGCCAAACCACAAAUUCGCAUGUACAUAACCCUGGUAUCAGCUGUCUUUCAGCCAAUCAUCAUUUACUGGCUCACUGUUCAUUUGGUCAGAUGACCGACAGUAUUUAAAUUAUGAAGGAACUUUAAAAUGACAAUGCUGGACUGGGAUGGUUUCAUUUUUGGCAUUGUUUGAGACAACAGUGGAUUACCAUGAUUGUGUUUUUAUCCACAAAGGAUUUAUGUGGUCUGAUCUUCAACAUUGGCUCCAUCAGCAUUGUCUUCUGCACAUUAGUCCUUGAAAAUAUAAUUUAAUAUUUUUACAGAACUGUGUUUUUCUGUUGUUGAAAAUGGGAAAAUAACAGUUUGACUGCUCUUGUGUCUUCUCCAUGCUGCUUUAGUGUCACAAAAUCCAGACUUAAUUUUAAGAGGCAUGCUGAUUUAUCUGCCCUGUGCUGUGAUUCUUGUGUGAUGUGCAAUUGGUGAACACAUGAUCAACUCAAGUGUCCUUCUUUUUUGUGCAUGAACAGCUGUGUUUUCUUCUUUACAGCAAAAUAAAUCCCAUAAAUUAGACUUUUAA
This is a messenger RNA of Carassius carassius (crucian carp), 1499 nucleotides long. Its product is annotated as protein YIF1A-like. The coding region runs from base 114 to 1037 and encodes 307 amino acids. Lineage: Eukaryota; Metazoa; Chordata; Actinopteri; Cypriniformes; Cyprinidae. The transcript has 9 exons. Gene Ontology annotation, biological process: endoplasmic reticulum to Golgi vesicle-mediated transport. The record is from RefSeq and is a predicted model, not a curated record. Gene Ontology annotation, cellular component: endoplasmic reticulum-Golgi intermediate compartment; COPII-coated ER to Golgi transport vesicle; endoplasmic reticulum membrane.